UUCCGGUGGUGGCGUGGUCGGCCACUGGAGAACUCAGAAGAACACAGCUGUGCGCGCCCAGAGGCUCUGGGGGAGGGAGAGGAUAAGUCGGAAGGAGGGGGCGGGACCUACACCUCAGGAAAGCCGGAGGAUUGGGGCAUGAAGCGGGGCUUUGAUGACCCGCAAAGGGCGAGGCAUGCAGGAGGUGGAGGAAUUCAGUGAAACGAGGAAGGUCGUUUAUCAGGACCCUGUGGGCUAGGCCUUAAGGGGCGUGGUCCUUGUCUGGGCGGGGUCUUUGGGCGCCGACUAGGCCUGGUUCUGGGUGGGCGGGGCUGCUGUGGGCGGCUCCUGCUGUGGAAAUGCCGGCCCGCGCGCUUCUGCCCAGGCGCAUGGGGCAUCGUACUCUAGCCUCCGCUCCUGCCCUGUGGGCCUCUAUCCCGUGCCCUCGCUCUGAGCUGCGCCUGGACCUGGUUCUGCCUUCUGGACAGUCCUUCCGGUGGAGGGAGCAAAGUCCUGCACACUGGAGUGGUGUACUAGCGGAUCAAGUAUGGACACUGACUCAGACUGAGGAGCAGCUCCACUGCACUGUGUACCGAGGAGACAAGAGCCAGCCUGGCAGGCCCACACCAGACGAGCUGGAGGCCGUGCGCAAGUACUUCCAGCUAGAUGUCACCCUGGCUCAACUGUAUCACCACUGGGGUUCUGUGGACUCCCACUUCCAAGAGGUGGCUCAGAAAUUCCAAGGUGUGCGACUGCUGCGACAAGACCCCAUCGAAUGCCUUUUCUCUUUUAUCUGUUCCUCCAACAACAACAUCACCCGCAUCACUGGCAUGGUGGAGCGGCUGUGCCAGGCUUUUGGACCUCAGCUCAUCCAGCUUGAUAAUGUCACCUACCAUGGCUUCCCCAGCCUGCAGGCCCUGGCUGAUCAUGAAUAUGAACACUCUUUUGGAAAGAUUAAGGAACUCGGUUGGGGAGCUCCUCCAGGGCAGCAAGUCCUCAGUCCCUGGACUAGACUUGGGCUCCAGGGGCCAAUUCACAGGCCAGAGGUGGAGGCUCAUCUCAGGAAGCUGGGCCUGGGCUACCGUGCCCGCUACGUGAGUGCCAGUGCCCGAGCCAUCCUGGAAGAACAGGGCGGGCUAGCCUGGCUGCAGCAGCUACGAGAGGCCUCCUAUGAGGAGGCCCACAAGGCCCUCUGUACCCUGCCGGGAGUGGGCACCAAGGUGGCUGACUGCAUCUGCCUGAUGGCCCUAGACAAGCCCCAGGCUGUGCCUGUGGAUGUCCAUAUAUGGCAGAUUGCCCAACGUGACUACAGCUGGCACCCUACCACUUCCCAGGCGAAGGGACCAAGCCCCCAGAGCAACAAGGAACUGGGAAACUUUUUCCGGAGCCUGUGGGGACCUUAUGCUGGCUGGGCCCAAGCGGUGUUCCAGUGCCAGCAGAAGGCCUGCUCACUUCAGCAUCUACAUUCCUAAGGUCUAGGCAGCCUGAGGAGAAAUCCAUUUUUGUACUGAUAUGAAGAAAAAGGAACAAAAGGAACACAGAAGAGAAAUGAUUAACACUCAAUGAUGGUAAUGAACAGUCAAGGUUUGUGAAGUGCCUGCAACGCACCAGGCACUGUGCUAGGCCUGCUGUGGCAGAGGUGCUAGCUGUCCGAACGCCUCUCUCCUUUCCUCCAUGGCAGCUAGGCAAUGCCUGUCCAGCUGCACUACAUUUCCCAGGCUCCCUUGCAGGCAGGUAUGGUCAUGUGACAGAUUCUCUCCAGGGGAAAGUGAUCAGAAGAAAUAAGAGCCACAGCUAGGCAUGGCCCAAAAAGUUUCCUUCACACACUCCUCCUUGCUCUUAUUCUGUGGGACUGGAGUGACAAUUAUGCCCAGAGUGACCUUGUGCAGACUGCAAGGCCACCAUCAGCUGGGAUUCCUGUUUGAUGAUAUGCCCCUUCCCCUACCUUAGAUAACCUGGAACAUGUACCCAGACUGUUACAUGAGAGAAACUAUUGUGUUUGAGCCAGAAAAGAAAACUGAGUCUCAAUGAGGGGAAAGAGUAUGAGGGUGUGUCUAAGGUCAACCAGCAGGUAUAAAGACAGCGACCCCGAAGUAGGAGUUUGAAUCCUGCUGUGUGAGACCUCAAGUGAACAGUUCCCUUUUCUGAGCCUCUAAUCUUCUCAUCUGUAACACAGGGUUAACCACUGUCCUGGCCUCCAGUGGGAGAAUGUGUAUAAAGCCCCUCCAACAGAUGCUUAGCAAAAGUUAAUUGUGGAGUAGAGGCUAUCUUUGGGGGAAGUUGGAGAAAAACAGGGGCAUGAGAGGGGCUUCUAGGAUAUAGUAAUGUUUCAUUUUGUAAUCUCCAGGCUGCUAAUACAAGCUCAUUUGUGAAAACUGUACAUUUAUGAUCUGUGCACUUUUCUAUUAGGUUGGUGCAAAAGUUAUGUAUUAUUCCCAAUCUUUUGCUAUGUGUUAGUCCAGGUUUUUACUUUUGCAGCAACCUAAUUAUUUUUGUACCAACCUAAUAAAUGUAUGAAAUAUUCCAAUAAAAAAUAAAUAUAACACA
This is a messenger RNA of Chlorocebus sabaeus (green monkey), 2526 nucleotides long. The record is from RefSeq and is a predicted model, not a curated record. Lineage: Eukaryota; Metazoa; Chordata; Mammalia; Primates; Cercopithecidae.